UGAAAACGGAACUAGACGGACCGAAACUAAACAGUGAAUUUUAUUUAGAUGAUUUGUGUUAUGCCUUUUAUCAAUAAUUGAAGUGGAUUUCACGAGCGACCGAACGUGAAAUCGAAAUCAACUUCCUCCACCUAUCAUGCGGCUCCAUAGAAUUUUGAUUUGACGGUUGCGUGACCCAUUUCUCUGGCUAUUGAAUAAAUUUUGAAAUCUGGUAUUUCCCAAAGCCAAUAUGCAAAGUGAUGUAAUCAGCAUAAUAGGUAACAAUAAUGCCGGAAUCAGAGGAAGCGUCUCCACUUUCUGGUCUACUGUGUAACUAGCCCAAGUGAACAAUAACAGUAUUGAGUAUUGAGCAUUUAUCCGCUGUAUAGACAUAUUCAUAAUAAUGUAAAGCGUGCAGCUAAAACGUCCGAAGAGCUCAAGGGCGCCGGAAAUGAAUAAACUAAUCGAAAACUCCGGCCAGUUUCAAGGUGACGUCAGCAACUCGUAUAUAUACAUCCAUCAGGCUAAGAACUGUAUCAUUCACAUUCACCGCCGCAGAUUGAGAAUAACCGACAACAUGAAGUUGCUCAUCAUUUCCUUCGCUUUGGUUGCUUUUAGUAUGGCCAUGCCAACAACUAGUAAUACAACAACAAUGACGUCAUCACUGUUGGAGCUGCUGACCAACUCCGGAUUCACCGAGUUAGCCGAGUCCCUAAUCCAUCACAAUAUGACCAACAUCAUCAAUGCUUCUCAUGCGAUGACCAUCUUUGCUCCAUCCAAUGAGGCAUUCCGUCUCCUCAGAGAGAACCGCUGGACGAAGAACAUGACCCACGACAUGAUGGUCAAGGUACUGGGUCGUCUGGUUGUGCCGCAUCGCAAACUGCUGCCGACCGAAGUCCGCAACGAAAUGAUGGUCGAGACCGCAUCGAACGAGAAACUUCGUUUGAAUAUUUACCCGAAGGUGAGAACGGUCAACGGCAUUAUAGUUGUGAUGGAACCCAAUGUUCAAUCUGAAAAAGUCAUCAUCUACAAAAUGAUGCGCUUCCCAACGUCGCCCGCUCCGGGACGGGAUCUGUUCGAAAUGUUGAAUAGACGCAAGGAUCGCUUCUCCACUCUUUCACGCGCCAUAGAGGUCGCCAAUUUGAAAGACACUUUGAAGACAGGUGGGCCGUUCACUUUAUUCGCUCCGACUAACGACGCCUUUAAAGCCCUGCCUGAAACAAAAUUAGCUAAACUGAUGGAAUCACCGGCCGAGCUCAAGUCCAUCUUGCUGGGUCACAUUGUCAACGGAACCUACUUCCUUGGUGGGUUCAUGACUUCGCCGGAUUUGCGCAAUCUCAUGGGCGGAUUCAACCAAAUCCUCGCUAAUGGAACCAGCAUCAAAGUUAAUGGAACUCGGAUCCACAUUCGAGAGGGUAUGAUAGCUGAGAACGGCGCCAUUCACUCCAUCGACCAUGUUCUGUUGCCCACAAAUUCAAACACCACCACAACCGUUUAGUUCGUUAUUUUUAACUCGACUUACCAAGAUAUGGAUAUCACAUUCUUUAAAAAAAUCAAAAUAUUUCCACGAUUUGUCUAAUGUGACUGCGAUUUCGGGGAUUUUCAUGGACACAGAAUACGUGUAAAAGAGAAUCCUCUUUUCUUUACCAAAUACAAAUUAUGCUACCUA
This is a messenger RNA of Daphnia pulex (common water flea), 1648 nucleotides long. Its product is annotated as transforming growth factor-beta-induced protein ig-h3-like. The record is from RefSeq and is a predicted model, not a curated record. The transcript has 6 exons. NCBI's taxonomy places the organism in Eukaryota, Metazoa, Arthropoda, Branchiopoda, Diplostraca, Daphniidae. Gene Ontology annotation, biological process: cell adhesion; extracellular matrix organization. Gene Ontology annotation, molecular function: cell adhesion molecule binding. The coding region runs from base 431 to 1477 and encodes 348 amino acids. Gene Ontology annotation, cellular component: extracellular matrix.